Molecule: messenger RNA, 2296 nt
Organism: Oryzias latipes (Japanese medaka)
Lineage: Eukaryota; Metazoa; Chordata; Actinopteri; Beloniformes; Adrianichthyidae
Source: RefSeq, a predicted model, not a curated record
CACAGCCAGUUCCUCUGCUGAACUUUGUGUCCGCCUCGUCAAGUUUAAACCUCUCAGCUGGAUCGUAAUGCUGCACCAUUUUAAAGGGAAGAGUCUUUUCUGGGAGAAGAGUUUGCCACUACAUGGAUCUCCCAAAGAAUAGAUAAAAAUGUUCUUUUUUUCCUUGUCUGGCUGAGAUAAGAAUCAAUUUUAAUACAAGACUUUAGUGCAUUCACAAGAGCAAAAUUCAACAUAUAUAAGACAAAAAAAAUAUCAGUCAAAGAAAAUGAAAACCUUCAAAUGUGGUGUGCUCAUGAGGUGGAGGACAAAGAAGUUUUUUAGUGGAUGUGUUUCCUGGCCUGUGGGACUUUGCCUCUUCUUUCUCAUGGAAGUUACACAAAAAUUUGGAAACAGCAGAUGGGAAAAGUGUGCCGGGAUCACGGUGGCCUUGUUCUCCAAACCUGUGAUUUUACUGACUUGUUUGGUGAUGCAGGAUAGCUGAGUUUUCCGGGUAAAUGUGGAGAAGGCUCCAGGAUGGGAUGUUGAAUCUAUUCAGUCAGUAGAAAAAGAUUGAACGUGUCUUUAAAUGUGUGUUGCAGCUGCUGAAGGCCCUCAAUCAUUCCCGUUUGUUCAGGACCCGUUUCCAGAUGAACACGUAUCAGUGGAAAAGACAGAUUCGGACGAGGAGAAACCCAUUCCAGCUGAGAAUGCAGCUCCAUGUCCAAACAAACCUCUGACCACCGUCUGCCAUUUUCCAGAGGAACCUGCUUUGGUUUCGUCCACAGGAAUGUUUGAGGCAAACGGGGGUGUUGCUCUAGGAGAGAGUGAGCUUUCAGAACGACCUGCUUCUGCAGAACCAAACCAUGUGGCUUCAGCUUCAACACAGGAAGCUUCAGAAGACGGAAAAAUACAGAUAAAUGUCAAGUUUGAUGAACCUGACUUGGAUUUGGAGGAAGAAGAAGACAAAUUCCCUAAUGUGUUUUUGGAAAUCAAUGAGGGAAAACCAGAGGAGGAUCCAGAUCCAUCAGAACCUGUGAUCCCUGAGGAAGACCUCACUGCUGAUCAAGACGCUCUGCCAAUCCAAACAGAAGCUAACUUUGUUGAUUCAGAGAACGAGAAGGUGCGUCACAUGGAACUGGCUGCAGAAGAAGAAUCACCGGAAAAGGCAGCCAAGAUAGGUCCUGUUUCCACUGGCCUGGAGGUGAACGCAGAGGACCAAACCCCUGGACGUCCUCUGCAAACAGAAGAAGAAAAUCAAGAGUUUGAUGCAGAUCUUUCUGCAGAAGUGGUCCCUCUUUUCAAUGUUUCUAAGGCGGCAAGUCUAGAAGACCCUUCUCCAGCAGAUGUUGUCGUCAAAGUUCCCAUGGAGGACGCAGAUGAAAAGGAGGACAGUGUUGCAGCUAAAGAGGACUCUGACAAAGAAAGCCCAUCCACUGCAGCAGCAGAUGCAGCUGCAUCUGAAGCUGAUAGUAUUUAUGUGGCAGUACAGAGCAGCAAUCAGCUGCACAGACGGGAUUUUAAAGCUCCAGUUUCAUCAGUGCGAGGUGAAUCACAGGCCCAGGUGAACAGAGGAGCCAUAAUAGGGGCAGCGCUCAUCACCCUGGUAUCCUUCAUUCUCAUCGGAUUUGUUGGGAUAAAGAUAUCAAAGAAACUACGGUGAAGACGUGUGUGAAGGUAGAAGCUUCACCGGAUCGGAUUUUUUUCUCUCCAACUUCUGGGAAGUAUGAAGCAGCAUAUAUGUGGGAUUUUCCAUAGAUUGACAGCAGUGGAAAUGGAGUGGGGGGGGGGGGGGGUUGUCAUCCACUUGAAGAAUCUGACGUCCAAAAUUGAGUCCGUCUUUAAAGCAUGAGCACCAUUUUUCUGCAAAUAUUCAACCUGGCAUUGAUGCACUCUGCAUGAAAUGUAUGUACAGUAGUUAUGAACUUAAAAAGGGCUUCAUGAGACUUAUGAAUUCACCAAUUUAUGCUUUAUAUGAAGAUUUCUGAGAAAUGUCAAUAUUGGUUUCAUAAUUCAAGGGGACUUUUUUUUGGUAUAUUAGCUCACUUUUCACUUUUUGAAGCCAUGAAUGUUGGAUUUGGGGACAGUAUGUACACCUUUACAUGCACACGCUUGCCCCACAUGUUUCGCAUGUUGUGUAUGAGCAUGUGGGCGUAUCGCCUUACGUCCUCUUCUAGGCGGCGCGAGGCGGAGAGGACCGCAGCUGUGUCAGUCACACUCUGGUAUGUUUUAGCACCAGCUCGGCCUGUGCGCAGGAAAUAUUUGAGGGAGGUGAGAGGACGCCGUGUUCCAAAUAAAGUUGUAAAAGUGUUUAACUUCA